This is a messenger RNA of Anneissia japonica, 2471 nucleotides long. RefSeq names its product ankyrin repeat domain-containing protein 45-like. Gene Ontology annotation, molecular function: protein binding. The coding region runs from base 107 to 919 and encodes 270 amino acids. NCBI's taxonomy places the organism in Eukaryota, Metazoa, Echinodermata, Crinoidea, Comatulida, Comatulidae. The transcript has 5 exons. The record is from RefSeq and is a predicted model, not a curated record.
AGGCCCUCUAGGUCAAUUUCAUGGUAACGCUGUAAUCAAAACAAGUUUCCUGCUGUGUGUUUGUGGCUUCGCAAAACUUUGAUUGAAUAAUUAUUUAAUAUUUAAUAUGACAGGAAUAGUGACAGAUAUAGAAAAUCCUCAAGCUCGUGAAUCGUCGUCAAAGCGAAUGAACUUUGUUUUCCGUUGCAUUUCAAAUGGAGAUUUAUCCAGGUUACAGGAAUGUUUUACAAAUGAGCAGGAUCCCUAUUUUGGACUUGUUGAAGGCAAGUUAAAUAGCUUUGACGAAGAUGGUAGAACACCAACAGAAGCUUCGUGUAUCAUGGGUGAUGCAGAUAUGGUUCGGUUUUUACUGGUGAAAGGAGCUAAUCCAAAUGUUCGCAAUAAGCAGUCAGGAAAAUCCGCACUUGAUAUGGCCUGUAUUUUGGGGAGAGAGCAAAUUGUAAAAGAUCUUCUUGAGAAUGGUGCUGAAAUUGACUUGGCAUCACCACGAGGUUAUACAGCACUUCAUCACGCUGCAGCGUGGGGGAGGUUGCAGUGUUUAAAGAUACUAGUAGAGUUUGGUGCUAUUUUAUCUGUUCUCACCACCUACGGAGAAAAGGCCAGAGAUGUUGCACUCAGAUAUAAGCAUGAUGAUUGUGCAUAUUAUCUCGAUUGGUCAGAGGCAAAACGAGGUUUAUUAGCAGUCAUUGGGAACAUGAAAGAAACUAUUGAAGAUCCACAGAAGUUACAAGGAAAACUAAGUAAAGAUGAAAAGAUGACUGUAAUCAAUCUGUGUAGUGAAAAGCAGGAAUGGCUUGACACAGCAGAUCAUGCAACCAUAGAAGCUAUCAUAAAGAAUAAAGAGCAGUUGAUAGAAGCACUGGAACCUAUACAACAGAAACUGCUGGAGCCUGCUCCAGAGAAGCCUCACAGAAGAUGAUCUCUCAGCAGUGGUCACAAUAUUGUAUUCCAUUGGAAGCUUUUAUAUGUAAAUACUUAAGAUUGUAAACAAUUUCUAAGUGUUUAGUUAUCAAAUAAUGCUUUUAGCAUUAUCAUAAAAAAGGGUUAUGUUUAUUGUUUGAAAUUUUUAUUAAAUAUUACAAUUCAAAUUCUGUAUUCAAAUUUUGUAUGAUAGUAAUGCUAUCAAGAGCAAGUAUUUUGCUUAAUCAAUGUGCAAUGUACAGUACAUACAACCAAGGACUUAUAACUGUUACCAGGAUACGCCAAGCCGAUACGCAGUGCGGGCCGCAGUGGCUAAGGAAAGUUUUGUUUUUCUGAGCAUGUGCAGAUUGUGCACAUAAGUCUAAUUCAAGUUAGACGGCUUAAACCAGCCAGCUUCCUAUCCUGGUAACAGUUAUAAGUCCUUGAUACAACGGGGCUUUUUUGCUGUGUUAAUCAAACUACUGACCAAUCAGAGCAGGGCCAGUAAUAAGCAAGUCCUACAAACGCAUGUGUCGUCCCACAAACGCAUGUGCCGUCCCACAAAUGCACGUGUUUCCCCCAAACGCACGCGUUGUCCCGCAAACGCACGCGUUGUCCCGCAAACGCACGCGUUGUCCCGCAAACGCACGCGUUGUCCCGCAUAUGCACGCGUUGUCCCGCAAACGCACGUGUUUGCGUAUGGUUUUACAAUGUCGUUUUGUGGGACCUUAGCAACAAUAUUCAAGGGACGGAGGGUCUGAGUCAAGUAGCUGACGAAGUCUCGGUCGACGACUCGGAAUAAAAACUCCCCCAUGUAGGGUUUACGGGGGAGAGUUUUUAUGGCUUAGUAUGGUGCAAAAUGUGCUUUUAGACCACAAUUAGGGAUUGGCAGUCAAAAUAACGUUACUUGGAUAGGAGAAUUAUUCUUCUUUUUUAUAUUUUUGAUCCGAUGAACUAGUCGUGCAUGGGACGACAGGGGGAUUCAGGCUUGUCCAACGAGUAGAAAAUUCCCCCUGCUGGUGCCAACACUAAUACAGAUCUCAAGAAAACAUAGUGCAAAGAUUGCUUUGGGGAAGGAAAAUAGUAUAUCUGAAAAUAAGACGAGUUUAAAUUUCAAGUAUUUGCUUAAAAUCAGUUUGUAUUGAAAUUACGAGUGAUAGAGUGAGUGAAUGGGGAAAGGUCUAAUGAAGGAAUUGGAGAUUCUAAUAUGAAAUGGAAGAUGAGAGUAUUGUCUGUUGUUGCGGAGGGAGAUUGUCAUGGUUACAUUCCGUUGUUUAUACAAUUAAUUUUCGCUUUACUCGAUUAACUAAGUAUUUUUGAGGCAUUCAAGUGGCAUUGGUUGUAAAAAUAAUGUGCCAUAAAAAAGAUGUUCCAGAGUUAGUGCAAGGAAUAUGACAUCUUAACUACAGCUCCAGUACAACUUUAUGAUUCUCAAUAAUUGUGUACAGUAACAAAAAGAGACAGAACAAUCAAAAUAGUUUGAAAAUAAUAUAUUUCCAACUCAACAAAAUAUGUAUAUUUUGUUCAGACAUUUUGAAAAUAAAACAAAUUUCAAUUGGUAAGAACAAAAA